CGUNUUUUCGCAUUGCGUUCGCGGCAAAUGAAAAAUUUUCAUUUGGCACUGAUGAUUUCACAGGGAACACCAAUGAUGCUAAUGGGGGAUGAAUAUGGGCAUACCCGCCGUGGAAAUAAUAACAGUUAUGGACAUGAUACAGCUAUCAACAAUUUCCAGUGGGGGCAAUUGGAAGCAAAGAAGAAUGAUCACUUCAGGUUCUUCUCCAAGAUGAUAAAGUUUCGACAGUCACACAGUGUUUUUAAAAAAGAAAAUUUCCUUGACAAG
This is a messenger RNA of Nicotiana tabacum (common tobacco), 267 nucleotides long. Lineage: Eukaryota; Viridiplantae; Streptophyta; Magnoliopsida; Solanales; Solanaceae. The record is from RefSeq and is a predicted model, not a curated record.